AUGGCUGCUGCUGCUGCAACGCAACCCGCGCGAGCCUCCCCCCAGAAUUCCAACAUGCCCUCGCCCAAGGACAGCAAUGCUAGUCUUCCCGUCGUGACCAAGCCUGAAGGUGUGUACGAUCAUGUCCUCGUCCUUGCCUUUGCUUAUGACCCCCUCUCACCACCUCUUCAUCCUUCGCUCCGAUUGACAUGUCAACUCCUCGAUAUCUCCUUUGCAUUCACAUUGCGCGCGCCUCAUCGUCACUUCCUCUUGUCCUUGUGCUUGUUCUUCUUAUUCCUCCUCUCCCGUCGUCAAUUUCGCAAUGCCUCAGCAUGUAAUCAACUAACCAUGGCUGCGCCGACAGAAACCUCCAAGCAAGAGACGUCCCCCAAGGUUCAGCCUGCCACGGUCGAAGUCACCAGCGCUGCCGACUCGAAGCCUGCCACAAUCAAUGCGCGACCUUUGGCUCCUCCACCAAAGCCUGCGCCUGCCUCCUCGACGACUGGCGAUACCCCAGACUACUUCAACACGGUACACAAUCCCUUCUCGCUCGAGCCCAACGUCUUUGAACAGUCCUUUGGUACAGGCUCGGGUUCAGUGGAAACGCCCGGCGGCCGUACGAUUCUACCUCCUGUUGCGAACAUCACAUCACCCAAUCCACUCCCUGGCAUCACACCUGGCUGGCAAUCUUUGCGCGCAGGACCUCUGAGCCCUGCAAUGCUUAGUGGGCCCGCCGAUUACUUCAGUGAAAUCAGAGGUUUCCCGACGCCAAACGAGUCCUCCCUCCGUACCGGACUGACCCCUGGUGGUGGUGGGUCCAUGUUCCCGGCUCCCAGUCCCAACACGCAAGCCAUCUUCAACCUUCAGAGUGCCGGCGUGACCCCUGGCACAGGCGACUUCCAACAAGCUGCCAUGCGUGCAGCGGCCCAGGCCCAAGCUAGCCACAACAAAGCCCCCACCUCGGCAGCCCCAACCUCGCAACCCGAAGCAGUAACCGUAGGAAUGGAUCGACAAAACAAUUACCAGCAGUCCCAGCCACAACACCAGCGGUCUCAAAAUGACCCAUAUGCCAAUCAUGACGUCAGCAGCGCGGCCAACGACCUUCUGUCCUUUGCCAGCCAAAACGGAGGUGCGCGUAACAAUCAGCCACCCUUCUCCAUGGCGCCCCAGCAGCCCAACAUGAACGCGAGCCACAUGCCCGUCCAGCCAGUCAAUGCGAAUCAACAUCGUCGCGACACCAAGGGUUCCAUCAACAGCAUCCAAUCGCAGGAGACGGGCGACUUCUCGGAAAGCGGUCAAAGUGAGCAGAACAAGGCCACUCGAUCGCGUGGAAAGAAGGCCGCCAACGGUAAACAAAACACUGGCAACAAGCGCAAAGCGGACGAUGCGCCCAAGGGCGGCCGUAAGAAGAGCACCGCUGCCCCUUCGGUUGGCGAUGAGAUGGAGGAGGACUCCGAGGACGAGAAUAACAUGGUCAAGGAAGAAGAAUACGACAGCAAGGGCAAGAAGAUGACGGACGAAGAAAAGCGUAAAAACUUCCUCGAGCGCAACCGGGUCGCUGCGCUCAAGUGUCGACAACGCAAAAAGCAAUGGCUGGCCAAUCUCCAGUCCAAGGUGGAGCUCUUUAGCACAGAGAAUGACGCGUUGUCUGCUACUGUCACACAAUUGCGUGAAGAGAUUGUGAACCUCAAGACGCUACUCCUUGCACACAAGGAAUGCCCAGUCUCUCAGGCCCAAGGCCUUCACGGUGCUGCGAUGAACAACUUUCUUGGUAGCGACAUGAACCAUCAGAAUCCAUAUGGCAUUGCUCAAAUGCCGCCCAACGGUGUUCACAUGAUGCCCAUGCAGCAAGGCCAGAUGAUGAACCGGUAA
This is a messenger RNA of Plenodomus lingam JN3, 1851 nucleotides long. The record is from RefSeq and is a predicted model, not a curated record. Lineage: Eukaryota; Fungi; Ascomycota; Dothideomycetes; Pleosporales; Leptosphaeriaceae.